This is a messenger RNA of Saccoglossus kowalevskii, 4443 nucleotides long. RefSeq lists its product as uncharacterized. The record is from RefSeq and is a predicted model, not a curated record. NCBI's taxonomy places the organism in Eukaryota, Metazoa, Hemichordata, Enteropneusta, Harrimaniidae.
AUGAAGCCAUAUACAAAUGGGAAAUUCCAAAAGAGAUGUCAAAAUAAUGAUAGCAAAGAUUUAGAAUUCAAAAUUUAUUCCAAAUGUGUCAGAAGACCAUUGAGAUUCAAAACAUUCAUCACUGAAGAAUUAUCACUAGAAUUAGGACCGACUGAUGAAGACUGGUUUAAGAAGAGAGUAAGAAAUGAGAGUGCUGUUGGAAAUGAUAAUUCACCUUGGAAACAAAACAAUCAACAAGAUUUUGGAUCAAAAAAUGUAUUUGCUACACCUUCACGUCCACUAGAGAAAUCUUCUUCAGUGUACCUGCCAGAUGAUGCUGACUGUGUUGAUCAUAGCAAUUUGGUGGAAACUGAAAUGCCCAUGCCAGAUAUGAAUAUUAGUGAACAUGGAUUUAGUCCAACAACGCCAGAUUUCAGUGCAGUCUUCCAUCAUCCACUCAAUAAGUCUAGUCAGUUAUUGCCAGGAAGUGCCUCAUCAACCAGCAGUGUGCAAUCCACCAGUUUCAAUUGGAAUCCAAAUCGUCAAGAUGAUACCCCUCAGUUCAUGAAGAGGUUAUUUAAAACACCACUGUCUAUAGCCAGAUCAAAUACCAUGAAAACUCCACAGAGAGUGUCUGCAAGUCUUGGAGCUGACCUAAAUGAGUCUUUUAUGUCGUGGACAAGUUCUUUGGCCACACCCCCUACUGGAACUGUGUCUGAUCAUAAAAAUAGAUCUGCUUGCAAGAAUGAUGUAGAUGGUAUUCAAAGAAAGACUCAGGUUUUGGCAAGAUCUUUAUUCAGUGGUGGAACCUGUGAUAGUGUAUCAGAAAGCAACGUUUGGAAAACAAACCACCAUGAGAAGCUAAAAGACUUUGGCAAUGAGUUAUCCCUUAUAAUGCCCAAAUCUCAAAGUCAAGAAGAUAUAAAAAGCACACCUCUGCUUGCAAUGCCAAACUCUGAAAGUCAAGAAGAUAACAAAAGCACACCUCUGCUUAAAAUGCCAAACUCUGAAAGUCAAGAAGAUAUAAAAAGCACACCUCUGCUUGCAAUGCCAAACUCUGAAAGUCAAGAAGAUAAUAAAAGCACACCUCUGCUUAAAAUGCCAAACUCUGAAAGUCAAGAAGAUAUAAAAAGCACACCUCUGCUUGCAAUGCCAAACUCUGAAAGUCAAGAAGAUAACAAAAGCACACCUCUGCUUAAAAUGCCAAACUCUGAAAGUCAAGAAGAUAACAAAAGCACACCUCUGCUUAAAAUGCAAAACUCUGAAAGUCAAGAAGAUAAUAAAAGCACACCUCGGCUAGAAAUGCCCAAAUCUCAAAAUCAAGAAAAUAACAAAAGCAAACCUCUACUUAAAAUGCCAAACUCUGAUAGUCAAGACAACAAAGAGAUAUCUUUAUCUGACUCUGUAGGACAAAAACAUUCAAUUAUAAUACCAAACCUGGAAGAUCCAAGUAGUGCUGUAAAUGUGACAGCGCCUGAAAGUCCAGAAAUUCAUAAUCCCACAAAAGUUGUAUCUAUUGGUAGAUGGAAAGACAGUGAUUUGGCAAGUGAUACUGUGAACAGAAAUAACACAGUUUCUUCUGAAAAUCAGAAUGCUAACAAUAACUUGAUGUGUGUUAAAAAUAGCAAGAAACUUUGUGACACUAAAAUCACUUUCAGACCAGAGACGUACGGUAAUAGUUCACCAAUAUUGACUUCAAGUCCUCAAACUCCACAUGUUAGUUGUAACAUCGGGAAGACUUUAGCUUUUCUCUUUGACUCGCCUCCUGAAAUAGAAAUCAAACCCACAAAGGCUGAUACUUCAAGAGAACAAAGUAUGAAAGAUUACUGUCAUGUUGGGAAACCUUUGUUGAAAAAAUAUAGUGCCUUGCCUUGUACUGUAUCAACAUCACCACCAUCUCAUGACUUGUCAUUACAACAGAACAAUUCUGUUGGAAGUACACAUAUUACAGAUGAAACCAUGCCAAACUGUAACUCUUUAGACAAUUCUGUCAUGUUUUCGCAGAUUUCGCCCACCUAUGCUGAAGCAAUUUUUCUUGCAACUGACCAGGCAUCUGCUAAUCAUGUGUUUGAAUGUUGUACUGAAACAGAAAAGGUAAUUUCAUCAAACAAAGUGAUUCGUGGAGCAUCCGCUAAGUCGGUUGAUGAGUGUAAGACUGUAGCAGAACAUGUGACAAUUAUACCAUCAGCAGAACCAAAUAAGUCCUGCACAGCUAUUUAUAAAUCAAAAGUGAACAAGUUUCAGUAUCCGACAUGCAGCGAGAUGACUGAAAGAAAUCAUUUCAAAUCACAGUCACUGCUAAACAGGAUGAAGCAAACAGAUGAUGAUAAAGAAGAUGAGGAAAGUGACAACACCUAUUGUGAUACCAAAUCAACAGUAUCGGUAAAUGGAUCAUGUUCAUUGACGAAAGUGUCACAAGGUGCUUUUGUGCCAUUUUCAUCAUACAUGUCCAAGGAGAAACAACAGUCAUUAAGUUCAAGUACUUCAAAUAGGACUCAAUCUAUUGUAAACACUUCACUUUUAAGAUGCAAUAUUAAGUCUGUUGGAUGUAAGAGGAGAAUUUUAGACCACUCUUUAGCAUCAUCAAAGCGUCUGAAAGUUGAUCACCAUUCUGGUAUAGAACGCAAGGUUUCAUUCCACAUUCAUGACAAAAGAAUGGAAAUUCCAGUUUCAACAACUGCAUAUCAGGAACCUGACAGGCACCCAAAGGAUAGUGAAAACAGUGAAUUGAAGACAUGGCAUAAAUCAGAACCUACAAACAUUGAUUCUGUUGUGGUUUCAAAUUUCAGAAAAAGUCUGUCUGAGUCUGUUUCCAGUACCAGUCCUGUAAAUAUGCAUACCGAAUGCAAGAGUAAAGACACCUGUGUGACAUCUCCUGUCUGUAAAGAGAGUACAGUAGUUUCUGACACUGCAUUUAAAGGCUUCCUUACAGCUUCCCAUAAAAAAAUUAAAAUAUCUCAAUCAUCAAUGUUGAUGGCUAGAAAACUAAUGAAUGACAUAGCCUCUGUGCCCGACGAUUCUGAAAUGCAUGCUUUCACUUUUGCGGGUGACAAGGGUAAUCCUCUAAAUAAACUGGUGGUUGUCACACCUGUUAAAAAUGACUCUGCGACUGAAAUAACUAACAGUCGUGAUAUGCCAGUUAUUGCUGAUUUCAAUUCCACCAUUGGUAGAGCUAUUGACAAAACUGAAGAUACUGCAAAAGUGACUCAUUCUAUAAUUUGUAAUGCAUCUUCAGCUGACUAUCCUGUAAAUCAAGGACUCCCUUCUACCUCAGAGAUUGUCCUGCUAAAUAAUCAGAAAAUCACCAGUGAUCUUAAGAAUGGGAAUGACUGUGGAAUGAGCUCCAAUAUCAGUGGUUUCUCCUGUGCAAGUGGCAAAACAAUUAGCAUAUCAUCUGCAUCUAUACAGAGAGCAAAGCAAAUCAUAAUGGACAUUGACAAUGAAGAAGCUUCUUUUCCUAGUAAGUUUGUCAAUGCUACAGAGACAACUACAUCAGUUCAAGGCUGUAGCAAACUGCCAAAAAGAUUCAAACCUUUUAAACCUCCAGCACCAACAAACAAUUCAAAAGACAGUGAGGAGACAGUGGUUAGAAGUCUACUUGUUGGUUUAAAAUCCUCUUGUAUCAAAAACAAUGAUUCAACAGAAACAAAUACAUCAAACAGGACAUGUUGCGAGUCUGAGAAAGAUUUGCUUUGUAAUGAACAGUUGACAUGUAAUGAUAGCUUUGCUGAUGACAUGCAUACAUCCACGCAGGUUGCAAAAGAACUACUGGCCGUUGAAGAAUUUGAACUUCAGUUGGCUGAAAUGAAACAAGAGGAGUCCAGUAAUAGAUGCAAUAGUAGACUAACCUUGAAUGAAGUAGAAGUUGUGAUGGACACUAGCAAUGACCACAUGUCAACCCUAGAAAAGAAAGAGCAGAUAGCUGAAUGGCAAAAUGUCCAAGAUCUUGAUUCAUUUGGCUCUGAAGACUGUGAAGUAGUCUUCAAUUUUCAUAAGAAUAUUGAAGCAACUGCUGCCAAAGACAUUGAAUCUUGUUGUGAUAAUAACAACACAAAGAGUAGGCAAGUAAAGGUCAAUGAUGUGUUGUGUAAUAGUAAUAUUUCUGAUGAUUUUAAAGCAUUCAGUGAUCUAAAUUUCCCCAGUGUAGAGUUGACUUCUAAAACAGACAAGGAUAAAUAUGAUAAGACUUUUCAAAAUGCAAGUGAGAAGAAUGUUCCAGGAAAAGUGCAUCUAGUUCAUACUGAAGAAAUACCUGUCAAAGGAUUUGUGGGUUUUCAAACUGCGAGUGGUAAAGGUGUCAAAAUAUCUGAGAAGGCGCUUAAGAAAGCUAAAAGUAUAAUUUCAGAAGUAGAAAUGGAGGAAGAUAGAAUGGCAUUUGAGAUAGAUAAUGGUGAUACUGUAUCCGGUGAAAAAGUAGAUAAAAUCUUGGAUAAAGGAUUACAAAAUGUCCAAAGAUGUCCAUAA